AUGAGUGAUAGAAUAACUGAUCAGACAACAAACAAUGACCAAAUUGUACAAUAUUUACUGCGAAAAACGUUGGAAGAACGAACACCAAGAUUCUAUGGUAGAACCGAUGAAGAUAUCACCAAUUGGGUGAAGACAGUUACUACUGAAUUCAUGUUGGCCAAGUGUCCAGACCACGAAAAGUUAGAAUGGAUUCCGUCAUUUUUACGUGAAGAAGCACUAGAAUGGUAUGUGAAGCACAUAGAUCAAAUCGAUUCAUGGGAGAAAUUUUGUGACCAAAUACAAGAAAAACAUUCAUUAGUGGAAACACAACCAUGCGAAAGUAAACCAGCAGCAGUCGUGCCAAUCAAUACACACUCAUUUCAUCCACAGCACUACCAAAUAAACUAUGAUGAAUAUGUGCCAACCAUACAGUUAAACAUUAAGCGAAGUACGAUGAUGAUAGUUAAAUACGAGGAAUUACAAUGGCCAGCAGAAAAGGGAACAUGGUUGGAAUAUACAGUUAAACAGCAACGUGAACGAUUUCGAAAAACAAAAAUGAAUGAUUGUGAAGUAUUAAACAAGCUGAUUAAUAGUGAUACACUACUAUCACUCUCAGCAGACACAGAGACUAAUGAUGAUCAACAACUGCAAAAUGGUGUUAUCGGGCCAAUGCAUAAAGGUCGUAGGCUCUUAUUGCCUAAAUUACAUGGUACAAUGAAAGAAUUAGGGUUUAAGAUGGAACUACAACCAACAUCCUUGUCAUCGUUCCAGUUCGCUCCUUUUAAUGAUAAUUUAUCCUCGUCCCAGUCACUAUCCUUUCGCAACAAUACAACUACUGGAAAAAGAUUAUUAGUAGCAAUUAUUGCAGAUAUUUAUGAAGUAUUAGAUCAUGCCAGUCGUCUAUUGGCAUGUCACAAAAUGGUCCAGACAGCUGAUAAUCGAGAUCGGUUAUGGCAAUUUAUGGUGCCCUGA
Messenger RNA from Didymodactylos carnosus, 951 nucleotides. NCBI's taxonomy places the organism in Eukaryota, Metazoa, Rotifera, Eurotatoria, Philodinida, Philodinidae. The record is from the annotation of a GenBank genome assembly.